Asparagus officinalis (garden asparagus) is the source of this 1658-nucleotide messenger RNA. RefSeq lists its product as uncharacterized. The record is from RefSeq and is a predicted model, not a curated record. Bases 1 to 1074 code for a protein of 357 amino acids. Gene Ontology annotation, biological process: response to red or far red light; negative gravitropism. NCBI's taxonomy places the organism in Eukaryota, Viridiplantae, Streptophyta, Magnoliopsida, Asparagales, Asparagaceae. The transcript is spliced from 3 exons.
AUGCCAUCCGCCCCCCGCCUGAGACCGGUCUAUUUACGGGUCAGGAGGCUCGCAGGCCGCCCACUACCCCGCUUCGAUCCCGACGCCGUCUCAGCCCGCCGAUCGCGCCGCCGUCUGCCACCUCCAGAGGAUCUCCGAUCUCAAGCGCGAGUUCAAGAGAACCAAACCCUUCUUAGGACGUUCGAGACAGUGUUCAAUAGGCUGCAGGCCGACAUCGACCGCAAGGAUGCCGAGACUGCUGCGUUGAAGCAGCGGCUCAAGGAGUCUGAGGCCGUGAAUUCCAAGCUCACCAGGAAGCUCAAGAGUAAUUGUUUGCCGACUGUUGACAAGGUCGAGCCUUUGCUGUCGGUGGGGUUGUUUGAUUCUGUGGUUAAGGAUUGUUGUCGGUCCAUGCAUAGAUUGAGCAAGUUGCUGAUUAGGUUAACAAACAAGUCGGGCUGGGAUUUCGACUCCGGAGUGGAUUUGAUUUACCCAGAUGUUUGUUAUGCCAAACCAGGACAUAAACGGUAUGCCAUCCUAUCCUACAUUUGCUUAGGGAUGUUUGAUGGAUUCGAUUCCGAUACAUUUUGCAGUGAAGAGUGCGAGAUUGAUCUGAAUUUGAGUGAUGGGAGCGAUCAAAGACGAAAUUCAUUGAGGCAAUUCAUCCAGAAUUUGGCAGUUGAUCCAUUAGAGUCUGUGAGAAGAAACCCAGAUUGUGGUUUUGCCAGAUUCUGCAAGAGCAAGUAUGUGCAGCUCAUCAGUAAGUGCACGGAGAGUUCUAUUUUUGGAAAUUUGGACAGUUCUUUGGGCUCGCUGGAACCUGCAAAUCCACUUUAUCAGUUAUUUGUAGACAUGGCCAGCUCGCUAUGGUCGCUUCACAAGUUGGCACAUGCAUAUGAUCCGGAGGUUGAGAUAUUUCAGGUGGAAAGGGGAACAGAAUUCUCUAUGGUUUUCAUGGAGAAUAUUGUAAGAAGUGCUGAUUAUAGGAGGGCAAUCCCAGCCAAAGUAGGGUUUACUGUGGUCCCAGGGUUUCGGGUUGGGAAGACGACAAUACAGUGCCGUGUGUAUUUAGAUGGUGUGAAGGAGGCUUUGUGAUUCCUAAUUCAAUAUAUUGUAAAGCAAAGAUUAGAGAUGUUCCUUCUGUAUAGGGUAACUGGAAGGGCAUAAAACAAGAUUGUACUGAUAACUUUAAGUAUUACACCUUCUAAUGAAGAAAACACAUUGAAUUUAUUGUUUUGAUGAGAGUUUGUCAAUUUUACCGGACCAAACUUUGGUGCUCGUUUGGUGGGAGGUAUAUUGGGUAAAUGGUUAUUGAUUGUGAUACAUUCAUUCAAUAUUAUCUUCCUUCUCCGAGCUUUCCGGCGCUAGCAACAGUUGCCUCUAUCCUGACCAUGACGUUGCAGCUGGAUAUGCAAAAAAUCAACACUUUCUGGACUCUGCCUUUGAAAUAUAAAUACUCUAUGGAGGCCCUUCUGUUCUAAAUUGUUUUAAACCGAUCUGUGAUGGUCAUCAAUCUCUAAAGAGCAGCACCAGGUAUGUGAUUACUAAACCCUUUCAUUUAUCUGCCUGUAUGUUGUGAGUAUUUCUCAUCAAGACAUAUUAAUAUGUAUUAAAUAUCCUUCAUUAAACUUUUGUUUGACAGAAGGAAUUAAAGUUGGUUGUAAUCGGAUCUGUCAAUU